AUGCGCCAGACGUACCAGACCGGCGGCCCUGGUGCGGGCCUGAAGCGGCGCGUCGCGGCGGCUGGCCUGCCCGACAUCCCCGUCGGCGCGGGCUUCGACCCCGACGGCGUCUUCAAGUCGGCGCCGCCGCCCGCGGAGGGCCUCCUAGAGCGCCAGGGGCGGCGGGCGCGCGAGCGGCGCCUUGGUCCGAUAAAGCCGCUGCCUGCGGGGUUCGACGCGACGGAGGGCGCCUCGCCCGCGGACGAGGGGUUCCCCAGGGAGGAGUUCGAGGCGCUGCUGGCGUCGAAAUUCAUGCCAGUCGACCUGGACCUGCCAGGAAUCCGUGUACACCACCUCGACCCCGCGAUCAUCACUUGGAGCGAGUUUUUGUCGGACUCAGAGUGCGAGGCGGUCAUCCGGGACGCCGAGGAGUCGAACACGCUCGAGAGGUCCCUCAUCGGCGCCGCGAUCUUCGGCACGGACUCGAAUGCCAAGCACCCGGCGCUGCAGACGCACAAGGACCUCAUCCACCGGCGCUCGCGCGAGCUCCUCCCGGGCGGCGGCACCUGGGCCGCCCCCGGGAGACUCCCCCCCCCCGGCAAAUACUGCUUCGAGCUGUUACAAGUCACGCGAUACGAAAAGGGCCAGCAAUUCAUGGCGCACGAGGACGGGUUCCCGCAGGAGACGAUGGCGCAGAACGGCUUCCAGCGCCGCGCGACCGUCCUGGCGUACCUGAACGACGUCCCGUCUGACGCCGGCGGCGCGACGCACUUCCACGAGCUCGGCGUCGCGCUGCGGCCGGCGCGCGGGACGUGCGCGGUGUUCUUCCCGGCGCUGGCCGAGUCCGGGUACAACGACGAGCGCACGCUGCACGCGGCGGAGCCCGUGACGGCGGGAUCGAAGUGGGUGGCGCAACAGUGGGUGGCGUGGGCGCCAGGCGUGCCCGCUGCGGCGCAGGGCGCGCGCGGAGGGCAGGCGGACGGCGAGGCCGACGCGGCGCUCGAGGCUCUCUUCGGAGCGAAUUCCGCGAACGUCAGGGCGGAGAUGGCGGGCGGGGCCGCGCAGAGUGCUGCGGGCGGCGCGGGCGCGCCUCCGGCGGCGCGACCGGCCCGGGAGGCCCCGGCAGGCACCCUCGAUCGGUUGGCAGGGGAUCUGAGCUCCCAGUCGGAUGCCGGAUUCCAGAAGGCUCUGGAGAAGUCGAUGAAGGCCCGGGAGGGUAGGAAGGCGCGCAAGGGGGGCGCUAAGGGCAAGAAAAGCGCGGGGGGCAAGAAGGGCUUCGGGUGA
Molecule: messenger RNA, 1263 nt
Organism: Pedinophyceae sp. YPF-701
Lineage: Eukaryota; Viridiplantae; Chlorophyta; Pedinophyceae
Source: the annotation of a GenBank genome assembly